AUUGAACUGUGUGUUGGCAGGAUCGUCUCUUUCUGACUCCCUUGUCCUUCAUUUCCUUUGUUUCUUCUAGCUUGAUGGGGGAGCCCUUUUAACUUCGUGGCGGACUGCCAAUGGCCGUGACAAGCGCACUGACAGCCUGCUCUGGGUAUAUGAUGAUGGCUUACUACUGUAUAGUCGUAUUCAGACGCUGCCCCCAUUUUGAAUUGGGACUUGUGGUGAUGGUGGUCAGUGUAGCCGCAGUGCACAUUGGUAAUCCCGGUCUAAAUUCCCUAGUGGCUCUUUUAGGGAGAAUCAGGAAUUGGUCUGCACUUGUAAACCUUGUUGGCGUCCCAACAUUGAGAGAGAUCUGGAGAUGGGCUGGAGAAAAUUGAACUAAUAGUAGGUUUGGAGAAUAGGCCCCAGCAGAUCCUCCAUGUAUGUCAUAGCGGUACUACAUUUACGGAGUCACCUACUACCUAUUUCAGACAUGAAUCUCAGGGUUUAUGACGUGAUGCGACAAUACUAGUAGGAUACGGAGAAUUGCUGUGAGCAAUAGCUUGUCAGUUAGCCAUGCGAUUGGCAGCGUGGUUGAUGCAAAAACAAAAAACACGAAAUAAAC
Messenger RNA from Aspergillus welwitschiae, 598 nucleotides. RefSeq lists its product as uncharacterized. Bases 111 to 371 code for a protein of 86 amino acids. The transcript has a single exon. The record is from RefSeq and is a predicted model, not a curated record. NCBI's taxonomy places the organism in Eukaryota, Fungi, Ascomycota, Eurotiomycetes, Eurotiales, Aspergillaceae.